GGGGAGGAGUAAAAUUACUCCUCUGCACAGUUGACGUGCUUGCAUAGGGAAUUAGUGUUCUGCACUCUGGUGAGAUCUCUUCACAGGAUCAGUAGGUGUUGUCAGACUUGUACCUGUGCUUCAUGUGCUGCUGAUCUGCCCUAGGAGGAAAAGAGCUGAGAGUUCUCACAUCCUUUUUGUGUCUGAACUUGGACCCUUUAUUUCCAAACUGUGCUGAUCAAAGGUGACAACAUGCUUGGACAGAUUCUGUCAUUCAGCCGCUCCUUGGUACGCAGGAAAGUGGUUGACCUGAAUAACUUGGAGGACUCCAAACUGUGCCGCUGCCUGGGAACCCUUGAUCUCAUUGCAUUGGGGGUGGGCAGCACUUUGGGUGCAGGUGUCUAUGUCUUGGCUGGAGAGGUGGCCAAAGGAAACUCUGGUCCAAGCAUUGUCAUUUCUUUCCUUAUUGCUGCUCUGGCGUCAGUCAUGGCCGGUCUGUGUUACGCUGAGUUUGGUGCCCGGGUCCCUAAGACCGGCUCUGCGUACCUGUACAGCUACGUGACCGUCGGGGAGAUCUGGGCUUUCAUCACCGGCUGGAACUUAAUCCUCUCCUAUGUGAUUGGUACCUCCUCAGUUGCCAGAGCGUGGAGUGGCACAUUUGAUGAAAUGAUAGGAGGACACAUAGAGAUGUUCUGUAAAACCCACUUCAGCAUGAACUCUCCUGGUUUGGCUCCAUACCCUGACUUCUUUGCUGUCUGCCUGAUUCUGCUGCUUUCUGGACUUCUGUCAUUCGGAGUGAAGGAAUCCGCCUGGGUCAAUAAAGUCUUCACUUCAGUCAACGUGCUCGUUCUGUUGUUUGUCAUCAUCUCUGGCUUUGUCAAAGGAGAUGCAGAAAACUGGAAGAUAACUGAAGAAUCCCUUGUGAACGUCACCAUAGUGACGAGAAAUUUGUCAGAGACAGCCAACGUUAGCAGCGAUUACGGAGUAGGAGGUUUCAUGCCCUAUGGCUUCAGUGGGACCUUAGCCGGAGCUGCCACCUGCUUUUAUGCUUUUGUUGGAUUUGACUGCAUUGCAACAACAGGUGAGGAGGUGAAGAACCCUCAGAAGGCCAUUCCCAUCGGGAUUGUGGUGUCCCUCAGUACAUGUUUCCUGGCAUACUUUGGUGUGUCAGCUGCACUCACCCUGAUGAUGCCCUACUACCUGUUAGAUGAGAAGAGCCCCCUGCCCAUGGCCUUUGAAUAUGUGGGUUGGGGUCCUGCCAAAUAUGUGGUUGCUGUGGGAUCUCUGUGUGCGCUUUCUACCAGUCUGCUGGGCUCCAUUUUCCCCAUGCCUCGUGUAAUCUAUGCUAUGGCUGAGGAUGGGGUGCUUUUCAAAGUCUUAGCCCGAAUCAAUCCUAAGACGAAGACCCCAGUUAUUGCCACUAUGAGCUCCGGUGUAGUUGCAGCCAUCAUGGCCUUCCUGUUUGACCUUAAAGCCCUGGUUGACAUGAUGUCCAUUGGCACUCUGCUGGCCUACUCUCUGGUUGCUGUGUGUGUACUGAUUCUCAGGUACCAGCCAGAUGGAAUUUUGGAGCGGCAGACAGGUAAAGGGGAGAGGGACUACUUGUCGCCUGAAGAAAGCGAGUCAGACUUGACAGAGUCGGAGUCCCACCUCAACAUGCUGAAAGGUGGUGGCUCAACCCUGCAGACUGUCCUGCAACCUCCUGUCUCGCCUUCUAAGCAUUCAUCCAGUGUGGUCAACAUGUCCAUUUGCGUGCUUGUGAUGGUAGUGUGUAUCAUCAGCUAUCUCACCACAUACCACCUUGACUCCAUCUCUGGCUUGAAAGCAUGGAUCCUGGCAUUGCUAUCAGUAUGUUUCCUCAUCUUCAGUGGCUGCAUUUUCAUGAUCUGCAGGCAACCUCAGACAACCAAGAAGGUGUCCUUCAUGGUCCCACUUCUACCUUUUCUUCCUGUUCUGAGCAUAUAUGUCAAUAUUUACCUGAUGGUUCAGCUGAGUGGAGACACCUGGAUACGCUUCUCUGUUUGGAUGGCUGUAGGCUUUCUGAUCUACUUUGGUUACGGCAUGUGGUUCAGCGUAGAGCGACAGCGCCAACUUCAGGCUGCUCAGAGCUGCAUCACCACCCAGGAAAACCUCAAGGCCAACAGGGAGAAGCAGUCCAACAUAAGUGCAGAGGAAAAGGAGCAAGAGCGCUUCCUCUGCCCAGAGAAGAUCAGCCAGUGUUAAAGUUACAACUCUUUCACAGACUCGGUGAGGCAGCAGGUGCAUAGGGGCACUCAGCAACCAUGUCUUAAUGCACCUGUACUUACAGCUUCACCAUGUGUGCUUCUCUCACUAGCACCUUUAGUCUGCAAAAGGCCGUGUCAGUGUUCUAUAUUAGCAGUGUUACAUCACUGUGAUGGGAUCACGUCCUGUAGGUCGCAUUGUGCUCACUGGAGCCGAUGAAGAAAGAAUAAAACAGACAGGUAACACACUGGAGAGUGAUGCUCAUGUACUUUAACAGUGAAGCAGUCGGUGCAAACCUGCAGCAAAGCUUGUCGCUUUCUUUUGGGACUUGAGAUUUAAAAUAUAUGGCACACCUUUUGUCUUAUCAGUUGAUUUUUACAUUUUAAACCAAUUUAUGUAGGUGGGUUUUUAAAUGUAAAAGUUAUUUUUUUUCUGUUCUAGGUUUUGUUACAAUGAUAAAUCCUGACCAACAUCGGGGUGAAGAUUUCCUGUGUGUAAACAAGUCUAAAUGUAGUUUGGAAAGAGUUUGUAGCUUCAUAUGCAUGCAUAAAGCAAUCAAAGACAGACCAAUGUACAAUAUUUGAAAUAGCUUUGUAGGCCUUGUGAAUAUGAUGUAAAAACAUUAAAAUCUUUACUGUAGUUAGAGAAGUCUCUGCAGCUAAGAUCUUAUUUAGCACAGGGUUACUUUUUUAUUGUUUCAUGUGUUUGUGUCAACUAUGAGCUGUUACAGAACUCUCCUCAAAAUGUAAUUGUGGUUUAUUUUUUCACUCUAUCACCUCAUAAUAUGCUGUGUUUUCCUAUCUAUCUGAUAUUUAGUGUCAUUUUGAUACAGUUCCUGUUAAUUUAACACUUAGGAAAUAGUUCUAUUUUUACCAAAAAGGAGUUUAAUAGUUACUUAGAAGUUAAAGUUUUGUAUAAAGUGCAUCUGUCUCAACACAUAUUAUUUGUGAAAUGAGUGGUUGUGGAGUAAAAGUGCUUUCAAUGUCUUAUCGCUCGCCUGCACAGUCAGUAAUUUUCACCAUAUGAUCUGAUAUGGAAAAAUCCUAUCUUUUUCUUUUUCUUUCUUUCUUUGUCUUUUUUUUUUUUUUUUUUUUA
Messenger RNA from Melanotaenia boesemani (Boeseman's rainbowfish), 3297 nucleotides. It is a transcript of the gene slc7a2, whose product is annotated as solute carrier family 7 member 2. NCBI's taxonomy places the organism in Eukaryota, Metazoa, Chordata, Actinopteri, Atheriniformes, Melanotaeniidae. The record is from RefSeq and is a predicted model, not a curated record. Gene Ontology annotation, cellular component: plasma membrane. Gene Ontology annotation, molecular function: amino acid transmembrane transporter activity. Gene Ontology annotation, biological process: transmembrane transport; amino acid transport. Bases 232 to 2202 code for a protein of 656 amino acids. The transcript has 12 exons.